This is a messenger RNA of Opisthorchis viverrini, 1332 nucleotides long. RefSeq lists its product as hypothetical. Gene Ontology annotation, molecular function: growth factor activity. Bases 1 to 1326 code for a protein of 441 amino acids. The transcript is spliced from 3 exons. Lineage: Eukaryota; Metazoa; Platyhelminthes; Trematoda; Opisthorchiida; Opisthorchiidae. The record is from RefSeq and is a predicted model, not a curated record.
AUGAUUGCCAGAAACUUGAAAAUGAAAAUGCAGUUUGCUGGUUGGUACCGUGACUCGCAGACCCACAUCAUGUGUCUACUAAUACUUGCUUGCUGCGCGUCUCGAUUAUCCGAGCCUAGUGCACUAGAGAAUGCUCUGCUGGAACCUCGUGGUCCGGGGUCACUGGUGAAAGAAAGACCCGAUCUAUUACAUGGAACCAUGAUGUUCCAUGUUUUGUCCGCUUUGACCGGUCAGCCAAAGCAGUUGAGUAUUGACGAGCUGGAGGAUCUGAGGCGUACCAUCCCGAGAGCGGUCGAAAAUUAUGUAAAUGUCAUGAACAACGCAAAGCUCUUGGAGGAUUUGUCGACUGGCAAACUUGAAAAGAAACUGUUUGAAGACUAUCAGAAGUCCCUGGUGUUUCUGGAGACAGGAAAAUGCAGUUUAACAAGGGACCAGCAGCCCUAUCCUUGCCUAAUUAUUCGCAAACCAAUUGAAUUUCCGGAGAGUCCCAUCAUUUUAGCGCGCCUAUCCGCAUUUGUUCUUCCAUGGAUCAGACCGGACAAUUUGGCCCUAAGCGUGCAUUUUCUGGAUGAAACGCAACAUCACUUUGAAGAAGAUAUCUUUCGGCUUGAUAAUGUCACAAAAAUUUUUGAUUCCUUCAACGUAAACUGGUUCUCAGAGCGUGAAGUUAAAUGGGAUGUAACCGCGGCGAUGGUCGACAUACAACGACGUCAAAGCAGCCAGUCCUAUCCGAUAAUAUUAACACUGCACUGCGUGAACGAAAAGUGUCGUACAGACACAACUAUUUGGCACCUGUUUUCUCAUCCGGAAUUCAAAGAGGCCAUUCUCUCUCCCGAUGGUCAAGCAGUGCUGGAGUUGUACACUGAUUCAACUGUUGAUCUCGUCAAAAAGUACGGACGGAGGCGAUUAAUUGGUAGAUCAACUUCAGGAGAUUAUCAUCGACGUAACGGGAACAAUUGUCCAAGCUUUUUAGAUCGUGAUCGCCAAGAAGCCAAGUGCUGUCUAUUUCGAUACACUCUAACCAAACGUCAGUUGGAUCAGAAUGACAAACUGCGCUUUAUUGUUUUCCCGCACCACCUGCCGUUGAAUAUAUGUCAUGGGCGAUGCAUUGGUUUGUACAUGCCAACGGACAACUCACAUAGUGUUUUGUUAAAUCGCUACUUUUCCGGCCUUGACCAUGAAGAACGAAACGCUAUCUAUGACUCAAUGCCUUGUUGUGCUGCAAACGAAACAAGCCCCUUCACAAUUGUGUACAAAAACGCAGAAAACAAACUCGUCCAUGAGACUUUGGAGCGCGCCAUCAAAAUGAAUUGUGCAUGCAACUAGCGUGAG